AUGUCAGCCGCCGUCGCGCCGUUCUCCGUUUGCCCCGGUGGCUUCACAGACUUUACCUUCAAGACUGAGAAUGGAGUGCCCGUUCCUCUGAGAUUGUGGGCAGCUGGAUCAGGAGCGAAGAACGCUCCGUGGAUAUUCUGGAUCCACGGUGGUGGAUGGAUUGCAGGCAAACACUGGCGGCCUAACUGGUGGGUGAACCCUGCGUUUACCUCGCGAGGGUAUCACAUCGUCAGCGUUGGAUAUCGCUACAUUCCUGAAGUGUCCAUCGACGAUAUCAUCAAGGAUGUGAUGGAUGGUUUCGCUUGGUGUCGAAAAAACCUCCCUGAUCUCGUCGGGAAAGACGCCAUCAAUCUCGAUGCGUAUGCCGUGGGAGGCGAUUCAGCAGGUGGAUCCCUAUGUACACAAAUGGGUAUCCUGCUCGAACCUUCCCCUCGAUGCGUUGUGGAUCUGUAUGGCGUGGUCGAUCUCUCCAUGGCGCACUAUCACGAGGAGGUCUCACCGGAGAAAUUGGAUGGUCUCUCCCAUCCCUUCGAUGAAGUAAAGAAGGCAGCAGCCAGUCGAGACUCAUCUCAAGCAAUGACGUCCGGAGCUUUCUUCUGGGAGUUUCCGCCGGAACGAAGUGCCAAAGACCUGUCAAGUAUGUGGGGCACACCAUACGAAGUAACGGACAAGGAUCGAAUGAGAAUGGAUGUCUACUUGUACCUCACGUCGAAUCACCUUCUGUUCAAGGCUGGAUUGAGGAGAGAAAACUACGACUCGGACGAAGCGUUCAUCUCAAAGCUCAAGUCGAUCUCGCCUCUCUACAUGAUCGACGAGAAGAAAUCGUAUCCUCCAACGGUGUUGAUCCACGGCACGAAAGAUGAGGCUGUCCCUAUCGAGCAGAGCUACCAAUUUGAGAAUAAGCUAAAAGCCCUCAACGUGCCUGUCUUAGGAUUGUACGAGGAAGGCGCAGGUCAUAAUUUUGAGAGCAAAGCCCUUGGCCCGAACGAUAAGUACUGGAACGAGUACAUUGUCCCCACCAUGGACUUUGUGGACAAGCACGUCAAAAACUGA
Kockovaella imperatae is the source of this 1053-nucleotide messenger RNA. RefSeq names its product Alpha/Beta hydrolase protein. Bases 1 to 1053 code for a protein of 350 amino acids. The transcript has 3 exons. Gene Ontology annotation, biological process: proteolysis. NCBI's taxonomy places the organism in Eukaryota, Fungi, Basidiomycota, Tremellomycetes, Tremellales, Cuniculitremaceae. Gene Ontology annotation, molecular function: serine-type peptidase activity. The record is from RefSeq and is a predicted model, not a curated record.